AUGUCACACUUCCCGCCAUUCCCACCCACCCAAUCUGGUCGAUAUUCUCCCAGCCGAGCGUACAACGAUAGACCCCCUUUCCCACCGCCUAUCCCUCCCAUCCCCCCUCGAGACUUCCCACCAUACCCAUAUCCAAAUUCGGCACCACCACCUCCUCCAUCUGGUUAUCGGCCAUAUAACGGGUAUCCACCCGAACCUCCUAGGCCUCCCUAUCCUGCAUAUGACCAACCUCGUCCGUCUUACGAAGAUCACUAUGAUCCAUAUCAACCAUCCGCCAAUUCUUAUAAUGCAGUGCCACCUGCAAUCCGUAUACCUUCCGGGGGCUACUCUGCAGCAUCCGCUAUCGAGCCACCUAGACGACAAUCUAGACAAUCAUCACCACCUCCCCGAAGGUCAAUUCCGCCUCAUGCCCGAUCAGACUCCAGAUCUGCACCAUCCGGUCCACCCGAUCUCACACUGUUGACUCAUCCCACUACGGUUAAUAUCGGGGGCUUCACGGCUGCUGUGCAUUCCCUUCCUCCCUCUCAUCUUCCCAUCACCAAGUAUGUGUCUCUCAAUCGAGAUGAUGCUAUCGAUCUUCAUCGACAAUUAUGCUCUACCCGCUCAUCCGUAUGGUAUGCCGAUGGAUCGAGCAGAGCCGGAGAAGCGUGGUGUGCUGCUGUGGAAUGGAAAGUCAACUCGAAUCUCUCCGGAAGUAAGAUGAGAGGACACAUACUGGGAGGAGAUGCUCUGGAAUCUGAAUUCGGUGGGAUUUACAAAGCUGCGGAAGGAUUUCGAGAACUUCUCCAUCAAUCUAUCAAGGACGGUGUGCCGAUCUCACAUGAGCUCACGGUAUUUUGCGAUUCUCAAGCGGCCAUCAUUGGUAUCGACACCUCUUCGCGACUCGAAGCUGUGAAGUUUGAUCAGCUUUGGCGAGAAAUCUGUACCGAAUAUCUCCAUGCUCAUAUGACGCUUGUCUGGAUCCCAAAGGAUAGUGGUGUAGAGGGUCAUAAUCUCGCGGACAAGAUUGCUACCGUUGGUGCAAGCAAUUCUUAUCUCAAGAGAAGAAAGGAGAGAACGUUAGCAGAUAUUUACAUGCGACCCGGAGGUGGAGAACCCGAGCCAUCUGCCAGCUCAGAGCCUGGCCCUUGGCAAAGAGGAGAUUCAGAGCCAUCUCGACCCAGAAUGCCAUUCGAUCGCCCUGCGCCAGCUGCUCUUUCACCACCUAUCCUCACAAGUGGCGAGCCUGGUGAGUAUAACGAUCUCGAACUCGAUCUUGGCGCAAUGCAACAACCUUCGGCAGCUAUGGAUGGUGAAGAUGAGGGGAUCCAGCCUCGUGAAGGUGCGAUCUUCGUCACUCACUUCCCACAUGAAGCAUCAGCUAAAGAUAUCGGGAUAUUGUUUGCACAAUAUGGAGAAAUCGUCGCUGUCGAUAUCUUCCACAUUUCCCCGGCUCUUCCUCGUUACGCCAACGUCACUUACAGCGACCCUGCAUCUGGUAUCGCAGCCAUCAAUGACCUUCAUCGCAAGCCUAUCAACCUCGAUUCACCGUUCGCGCGAGAGAAUGAGGCUGAUCUGGAUUUAUGGAAAAAUUGGGCUGGCCAAUUGACGGUGGUGUUGCAUGAACCCCCUCGUAUAGUCCCCGCCGCUGUGGAAGCCGACUUCCCUGAUCUGCCUGAUUGGGCGAGAGGAGAGAAGGAUGCUGCUCACAAGAAUGAAGAGGACGAGACGAUGGAGGUUGAAGGGCAGAUCAAAGAGGAAAGAAGUCCCAGUCCCGAGAUAGAAAGUAGGAAGCGAGAGAGGGAAUCGCAGCCCGAAGACAAAAUUGGAUUAGCAACACAAUCCAUUGCACCACCUUCACCCAAGCGUGCACGACAAGAUAUCGAUGAUGCCAUUCCGAACUCUGCUGCAGAACAGCAACUUCCUAGAAAGUCUGAUCCGAUUCCUACUGCUGACUCCACUCACAUUGUGCCUGCUUUGACCCAAAGUGCCGUGUCAAAUCUGACGGAAGACUCACCAGCCUCUCAAGACCCUAUCACAAGCAAGAUCGCAUCUCCUCAAGUGGCUGCACCACGAGACACUCCACCGGUAAUCGGGCUACCUCCUUUCCCACCCACUUUGAAGGCUAACGAUACGGCAAAGGUGCCCACUCCUCAAGCUCAACCCAUUAGUCUGGCACCUAUGAACGGUCAUACUUCCUCUCAUCCGACGGAUACAUUGCCUCCUACACCUUUGACUGCUGAAAAACCCUCCGUGGGUGCGACUAUCCCUUCAAGAUCUCCUCGACAGUCCACACCUCAAUCAACCACAUCAAGCUCAGCGAAACCUGCAAUCACGAAUUCCGCUUCGGAGCCGCAGGAAAGUCCCGUCAAGAUUAGUGCUAAAACUCUACGAGCUCACUUGAUCUUGGUCCAGAACUCACUUUCAAAGCACGAGAUUGACAACUGGAUCGCUCAUACCUGUCUCAUUGCUCAUGAUAUUGAUCACGCCCGACGAGCGCUUCAAGCCGACCUUUACGCUACGGACGAAUGUUUCAUAUCUGGACGAGAUCUCGAACGUGCUCUCUCUGCGAGAGGUUUCACUCCUCCAAAAGUCGACGCAUUCAUCACCAAAGUACUGAAAGUUUUAGAUGGGAUCGCUGCUGCGGAAGAACCUGAAUCUGAUCAACCUGAUUCUGACGAAGAUAUAGAACGAUUACAAUCUGAAUUGACUGAAUCACUCAGUAAUUACCCUAACGAAACUAAAGAAGCUAUGACCAAUGCAGCUAGAGUGAUGGAAUUCUUGAUGAGAGGUAAAGAAUUACAAGAGAAGAAAAGACUCGAGGUGGAAAGAAGGGUGAAAGUCUUGGAAGGGAUGGUCAAAGUUGGUGAAGUUGUUGGAGGAGUGGUCCGAUACUUAUUGACCGAAGACAAAUAG
Messenger RNA from Kwoniella botswanensis, 2895 nucleotides. RefSeq lists its product as uncharacterized. The record is from RefSeq and is a predicted model, not a curated record. Gene Ontology annotation, molecular function: RNA binding; RNA-DNA hybrid ribonuclease activity. Gene Ontology annotation, biological process: mRNA splicing, via spliceosome. Gene Ontology annotation, cellular component: catalytic step 2 spliceosome; precatalytic spliceosome; U2 snRNP. Lineage: Eukaryota; Fungi; Basidiomycota; Tremellomycetes; Tremellales; Cryptococcaceae. Bases 1 to 2895 code for a protein of 964 amino acids. The transcript is spliced from 4 exons.